AUGUCUACCGUAAUCAAGUAUUUCUACAAAGGUGAAAACACCGAUUUAAUUAUAUUUGCUGCAUCUGAAGAACUCGUAAACGAAUAUUUGGAAAAUCCAUCCAUCGGUAAGCUUUCGGAAGUGGUUGAAGUCUUUGAAAUCUUCACCCCGCUAGAUGGUAGAGGUGCCGAAGGUGAAUUGGGCGCUGCAUCCAAGGCCCAAGUGGAAAAUGAAUUCGGUAAGGGUAAGAAGAUCGAAGAAGUUAUCGAUUUGAUAUUGAAAAAUGGUGAACCAAAUUCCGUUACUUCCAGUCUCAAAACUAAAGGUAACGCCUACAAAUAA
Messenger RNA from Saccharomyces eubayanus, 321 nucleotides. It is a transcript of the gene RTC3, whose product is annotated as Rtc3p. NCBI's taxonomy places the organism in Eukaryota, Fungi, Ascomycota, Saccharomycetes, Saccharomycetales, Saccharomycetaceae. The record is from RefSeq and is a predicted model, not a curated record. The transcript has a single exon. The coding region runs from base 1 to 321 and encodes 106 amino acids.